Microthlaspi erraticum is the source of this 768-nucleotide messenger RNA. The record is from the annotation of a GenBank genome assembly. NCBI's taxonomy places the organism in Eukaryota, Viridiplantae, Streptophyta, Magnoliopsida, Brassicales, Brassicaceae.
AUGAGAAACGUAGUUAGAAAGAGUGAGAGUGGUUUCGUCUUCCUCCGUCACCAAGUCGCCGGAGAAUUCCUUAGCAGGUUUGUUGAUUCCAUGGCUGAAAUGGUGGAGCUGGAGGUGUUUUGCUACUGGAACGGUUGCAUCAAGUACGGCCGAGAUGGUGUCUAUUACGAAGGAUCGAGUCCUAAAGUGAUCAAAGUUAAGCGAAAGACUGAGCUGAGAAGAUUGUUGGAUGAGCUGUAUCGAAUGAUUGGAUUAGAUACAUAUAAUCAGAGGUCGAAAGUUAAGAUAUUUGGUAGGUAUCCUUGUGUUGUUGGAAAAUCUUUGGUUAAGUAUCUUCUUCUCCCUGUGGUGAACGAUGAAAGUUUGGAGACUAUGCUUGAGGUUCCAAGCAAUCAUCCUUGUAUUCAGAAUGUGGAAUUGUAUUUGGAAGUGAAAUCUGCUGCUGCUGCUUGUCCAUCGCUGUUGUCAAAUUCCUCGAAAAGACAGAGGAUUGAUGAAGUUGGCCACGUAGGAGAUAGCAGCGUUUCUCAUAAAGAUUCAAGUUCUGGUGUUCCAAAACCGUGUGUGUCAGGUUUGUGGCUUGACGAGCAUGACUUGAGAGUAGGAUUGUGCUUCAAAGAUGGUGGUGAGCUGAAGAAGGCAGUGAACUGGUGUUCCAUUAAAGGGCAGCGAAAGUGUGUUACACGAGAGACUGGGAAGGAAGACGAGUAUAUGUUUGAGUGCAUCAGAUGGAAAUGCAAGUGGUCGCUGUGUGCAGCUAGAAUUUAA